CUCGCGGGUUCAUCAGCAAACUUGGCAGCCGACGAAAGAGCGGUGAAUUUUUUCCUUUUAUUUGAAAAUUAGUCAAAGGGAUUUUCAUUUGAUUUAACCGGCUUCGUAACAGAUCAGUCAAGGUUAUGUAGCUUUGUUUUUUUCUGUACCUUUAAAUUUUCGUUUGUGAGAAGAAAUAUACAAGGUAUGAUCUUGAAUGUUCCCGUAAUCCGAAGGAAAAUGUUAAUAUUUACAAAGAGGAUAAUCACUGGAAAAUAUUUCCAACAACAAUUUAAACGCUUAUGUUCUAUAAAAACUAAGGCAGAGGAGCUCAAAGACAAACAAAAAGAAAUGAUGGCACGCAAUUUGCCAAAGCAAAAACCCAUCCCAGGAGUCAAGCAAAUCUUAAUUGUGGCAUCAGGCAAAGGAGGAGUAGGAAAAUCCACAACUUCAGUAAAUUUAGCAGUAGCUUUAAAAGUUAUUGAACCUAGCAAAAAUGUUGGAUUAUUAGAUGCUGACAUAUUUGGACCAUCAGUUCCACUGAUGAUGAAUUUACAUGAAUCUCCUAUGUUAAAUAAGGAUAAUUUGAUGGAACCUUUGAUAAAUUAUGGGAUCAAGUGUAUGUCUAUGGGUUUUUUGAUAGAUAAAAAAUCUCCAGUUGUUUGGAGAGGUCUAAUGGUAAUGAGUGCACUAGAUAGAUUAUUACGACAAGUGGCUUGGGGUCCACUAGAUUAUUUGAUAAUUGACACUCCACCUGGAACUGGUGACACUCAUUUGUCACUUGUACAAAAUCUUCCUAUUGCUGGAACUCUUCUUGUUACAACUCCUCAGAAAGCAGCUAUAGAAGUUACAAGAAGAGGAGCUGAAAUGUACAAUAAAGUCAAUGUACCAUUAGCUGGUAUUGUUUCUAAUAUGACAGCUGUAACAUGUCCAAAUUGCAAAACUGAAGUUCCGCUAUCAAAGAACGAGACUGAUAAGCUAGCUAAGGAAUUGGAUCUAAAGAUUUUAUGCAAGGUGCCUCUGGAAGAUAAGAUAGCAGAAUGUUGUGAUAAUGGAAAGCCAGUGAUUCUAAAUGCUCCAGAUUCAAUGACUGCAGCAGCUUAUAGAAAAUUAGCUCAAGAUAUAUCUACUUUUUUAAAAAAUUGUUCAGUUAGUACAGGGCAAUAUAAUGGAAGGAACAUUCACUAGUGUUCACUCGAGUCCAAAUGCAGAUAUUCAUGAUGUACCUAUGAAUGUAUUAAUUAGGCCAUUUCCACCAUCUGUUGAUGUUACAAAAGUGAAAAGUCUUAUGGAGACCUUGAGCAAUCCAGAAACUAAGUCAC
Molecule: messenger RNA, 1301 nt
Organism: Phymastichus coffea
Lineage: Eukaryota; Metazoa; Arthropoda; Insecta; Hymenoptera; Eulophidae
Gene: Nubpl
Product: iron-sulfur protein NUBPL
Exons: 6
Coding region: 187-1167 (326 amino acids)
Biological process (GO): mitochondrial respiratory chain complex I assembly; iron-sulfur cluster assembly
Cellular component (GO): mitochondrion
Molecular function (GO): ATP binding; 4 iron, 4 sulfur cluster binding; ATP-dependent FeS chaperone activity
Source: RefSeq, a predicted model, not a curated record